Molecule: messenger RNA, 2630 nt
Organism: Punica granatum (pomegranate)
Lineage: Eukaryota; Viridiplantae; Streptophyta; Magnoliopsida; Myrtales; Lythraceae
Source: RefSeq, a predicted model, not a curated record
CGCCCACCUUCUCUGGAUAGCUAUGUGGGCAUUAAGAAUUCACCAUCUCCUUUGAUAUAUCGAGUGAGAGUGAGCACUUUGCUUCCACCUUCCGUCUAUGGCAAGGGCACUCUCUCUCUAUAUAAAGCACUGAAUCACUGAUCCAAGUCCACCAAAAGAAGUGUUUAAACACAGCUCGAGAAAUUCGGCAUGAGAGGCCUUUCUGUUUUCUUAUUACGUUCCUUCCUCUGCCUCCUUGUUUCGCACCCGGGUGACGCCGCUCGAGCAAACGAGGAUGGUGACGGCAUUUACAUAGUUUACAUGGGCACGGUGUCCUUGGGCAAGAGUGCUUCGGGGAUUGAACCUACGGAACUUCUGAAGUCUAUUCAAAGGAAAGACAAUGCUGUCGUUCACAGCUACUGGAGGAGUUUCUCGGGGUUUGCUGCCCACUUGUCGAUGAAGGAGGCUCGAUUGAUCGCUCAGAAGCCCGGAGUCGUCUCAGUUUUCCCUGACAGGCUGCUGCAGCUCCACACAACCCGCUCCUGGGACUUCCUGAACUAUCAAACAGACUUAUUAAUCGAUUCGAGACCUACGUCAAACUCCGAUUCUCCCCCAUCUCAGGAGUCUUCAGACACUAUCAUCGGUCUCUUGGAUUCAGGAAUUUGGCCAGAGGCUGAUAGUUUCAGGGACGAGGGCAUGGGCCCGGUCCCGUCACGGUGGAAGGGAGUUUGCAUGGCAGGGGACAGUUUCAGUUCCUCCAACUGCAACAGGAAGCUGAUAGGAGCAAGAUUCUACAAAAGCGAUUUCAGUACUGCGGAUGCAGUCGACCAAUCGCCUCGGGACAGACUUGGCCACGGGACUCACGUGGCCUCUACUGCCGCGGGAAAGCCCGUCUCCGGAACAUCCUACUAUGGUAUUGCUGCUGGGACUGCCAAGGGAGGAUCCCCAGGGUCACGAAUCGCUGCCUACAGAGUCUGCCUUACUACAGGCUGUCGUUCGUCUGCCAUCUUAGCUGCAUUUGAUGAUGCCAUCGCGGACGGGGUCGAUGUGCUGUCAGUCUCACUGGGGGCCUCAGCCUCCUCAGGGCUCGACUUGAGGGCCGACCCCAUCGCAAUUGGGGCUUUCCAUGCAGCACAGCAUGGGAUUCUGGUGGUGUGCUCAGCAGGGAACGACGGGCCUAACCCAGGUUCGGUUGUGAAUGCUGCUCCCUGGAUUCUGACCGUGGCUGCAUCCACCAUCGACAGGGAUUUCGAGUCGGAUGUUGUGUUAGAAGGAAACAAAGUGAUCAAGGGAGAAGCCAUAAAUUUCUCUCCUCUAGAUAAAACUCCUGUUUACACGUUGAUAGAUGGAAAGUCGGCUAAGAAAAGAGAUGCAGAUGCAUUAAUGGCAAGGAAUUGCAACCCAAACACGAUGGAUGAGCUCAUGGUCAAGGGGAGUAUUGUUCUCUGCUACAAUGAUGAUGGUGGGUACAGAGAAAAGAACAAGAUGGAGGAGGUGAAGAGCCUUGGAGGGAUCGGCAUGAUCUCGGUGAACGAUGAAGGGAGAUCGGCCGCGUCCAUCUACAAGUCGUUACCUGUGACUGUUGUAACUUCGGAUGACGCUGCCAAGAUCCUAGCAUAUAUUAACUUGAACUCCACGAGAACGUCGGUCGGGACGAUCCUAGUGACAACCACAGUUGAAAAUUACAAGCCAGCACCUGUCAUGGCAUACUUUUCAUCCCGGGGACCUUCUUCCUUGACAAGGAACAUUCUCAAGCCAGAUGUUACGGCACCUGGAGUGGACAUUCUCGCUGCUUGGAUCGGAAAUGACACCAAGGGAACUCCGGGAAAGGGAACCCCCGCAUUCAGUGUGUUAUCAGGGACUUCAAUGUCGUGUCCUCACGUGUCGGGGAUUGCUGCUGUAGUGAAGUCUAGGAACCCGUCGUGGGACCCCUCUGCGAUCCGAUCUGCCAUCAUGACGACAGCUACUCAAACAAACAACUUGAAAAGCCCCAUAACAACGCAUACGGGAUCGGUAGCUGCAGCAUACGAAUAUGGUUCAGGACAAGUGAACCCGGCUGUAUCCCUUAACCCAGGACUGGUUUACGAGACGAAUGCCUCCGACUACCUGAACUUCCUCUGUUACUACGGGUACAGCAUCACCGAUAUAAAAACUAUUGCUGGAAAUGCCUCCGACGGAUUUUCCUGCCCUGCUGACUCAAAUGCUGAUCUCAUAUCGAAUAUGAACUACCCCUCAAUAGCAGUUUCUGGGUUCGACGGCAAAGGAAGCAGGACCAUCACCCGAACUCUCACAAAUGUUGCAGGAAACCAAGAGACCCCUUAUGCUGUAAGCAUUGACGCACCAAAGGGGCUAGCUGUUAAAGUAAUUCCAGAGAAACUCGUAUUCGGAAGAGAUGGUGAGAAGCAGAGUUAUCUAGUGCUCUUCUCAGCGUCAUCUCCAGUGAAGGACGACCUACUCGGCUCGCUCACGUGGUCCAAUGGAAAAUAUAGUGUCCGAAGUCCAUUUGUCGUGAGCAGCAGUAAGCAUUAACUGUUAUUGCGAUUACAUGUAGAUGAUCUUUAUGUACGAGGUCUACAGAGUAAAUAUGUAUCGACCCAAAUAAGAGGAAACAAAGGAAAAACUAAUCAUACACCCAAUUUUCAAUUUUAUGA